Prorocentrum cordatum is the source of this 2770-nucleotide messenger RNA. NCBI's taxonomy places the organism in Eukaryota, Dinophyceae, Prorocentrales, Prorocentraceae. The record is from the annotation of a GenBank genome assembly.
AUGAACAACCUGCAGCGGGAGGGCCUCGGCAUCGAAGGUCACCGCAAGCACUUCCGCCAGAUCUGUAAGCUCGGCGCCACCGACUGGGGGGUGCAGGAGCACUAUCAGCUGUGCCAACAGAUCAAGGCGGCCACCUGCCAGGACUUCCUCGAUGGUACGAGUCUGAUCUGCACUGGGAUGAAGUUCAGGAGGCUCCAGACGAUCGAAUUUGCGACUGGGACCAGGCCAAGGACGCCGAGAGCAAAGGUGAUCGAGCACGUCCACGACGAUGUGGAGAAGGAAGCGAAGUUGCACAAGAGCUUGCGCCUGCAGUCGCCUCUCGGGAGCUGCGACCCCGCGCCCCUCGCUAUGCCGGAUGUCAGUUCCGCGCCCGUGCCGCUGGCGGGCGUGCGGGGGGGGGGCGCGGGCAAGCCGAGGUCGAACAGUUCUUUCUGCGGAGUGCUUCAUCCGAGCGAGAUGUUCACCGAGGCCCUCGGAGUCCGCCUUGCGACGGGCGACGCGAUUGGCACGCUCGAGAUGACUGACAGUGAUGAUCUGCUCACCGUGGAGGGCGCCGGCCUGAAGGACGCGUCGACCAAGCUCCACCCGCGGCUGCGCGUCGCGCCGAUGGGCUGGUCCUGGGCCACGUGGUGGUGCCAGUCUGUGAUGGAGCGGGCGGCCGAGGCGGCGGGCUGCGACGACGUCUCUCUGCUGUGCGAUGGCCGCCCUCUGCCCACGCUGGCGCUCGCAUGCCACCUGAAGUAUGUCGACAACUUCGUGGAUAUUGGCUACGAUGCGGGGGCAGUGCGGGGCGCCGUGGCCCGGGUGAUGGCCGAACUCCAGCGACGCGGCCUCGUUGUCAACCACGAGGGUCACGUCGGCGACAGCGAGGGCGAGUACUCUAUCCUGGGAUGGUCGCUCACGUCCACGGGUCGCCUGUCGGCCUCCGCUUCGAGACUAUGGCGGGCCCGUCUUGCGGUGCGGGGUUUGCUCCGAUGCGGACGGGCUAGCGGCCGUGAUCUGGAGCGGGUGCUGGGGCGCAUCCUCUUCGUGACGCUCGCGCGGAGGGAGGGGCUCAGAAUCCUCGAGUCCUGCUUCCGCUUCGUUCAGAGGUGCUACCGCCAGGAGGUGCCCCUCUGGUCUCAGGUUAGGCAGGAGCUCGUGGCCUGGGAUGGCGUUGCCCCUCUGCUCUGGCGCGACCUCCAGGCUCAGUGGUCGCCCUCUGUCGGCUGCGUUGACGCCUCCUCUUGGGGGUUGGGCGCCUGCGUUGCUGACUGGAGGGUGGGCGCUGUUCGGGAGGUUGGUCGCUAUAGUGAGAGGUGGCGCUAUGGCAGGGCUGAGCGCUUGCCUCGUCGUCGCCGCGCCCGCGCCGCCGAGUUGUUUGCCGACGGCGCCGCAGCCUGCGGCCUGGGUUUCGGCGCGGACUUGCGCGAUCCCGCCCGUCAGUCAGGCGGCCGGCACGCCGUCGGCUCGCCAGUGGAGCGGGACUUGCUUGCGUUCCCAGAAGUACCCAAUAAUUGCUUGGAGCAUGUGCAGUGGACUAUCACAGGGAGGAGGUUUGAGGUGAGCAUCGCGCAUCGCACGAUCAGGAACAGCGAGGAGGGGGAGCACGACCACGCGCACGGGAGGUACCCCAUGGGCCCCGACAAGCACCGCAUCGAGGGGGGACUGGAGAGCCCGUAUCGAGGCCCGUCUGAGAGUUGGCUGAGCACCUUGGUGUCUUGGGGGUCAGCCCUGCAUCUUGCCGUCGGCCUCAUCGCGGCCCAAAUGUUCUCCAUGCCUGUCCAUAUGUUGCUGAUGGCCCUUUUCUUGAUCGCCGGCGCGACCCAGAUGGACAUGGCAUCGGCGCUCCUCUGUGGCUAUCCGCGCAAGCGGCCUGCCGCGGCCUUGAGCGCGCAGGCGUCCUCGCCGGCGCUGGGGCGCUCAGCCCGUGGGCCCUCGUCGCCGGCGGCGGGCUCGCCGGUGCCCCCGGCGCCGUCCGUGAGCCGCCCGGGCUCGAGCGUGCAGCCCGUGCCUCAGGCGUGCACCGGCAUGCUGACGGGGCCCGACUCCUGGGCCGGGCAGCACCGCAGGAUCGUCGCCGAUCCGAUGCGGAUGGACUGCACUAUGCGGGACUACAUCAACGUGCUGUUCGAGAAGGGCUUCCACCAGACCUACGCCAACCGCGUGAUCGCGGCCACGGCGCGGCGCGACCCACGCUUUGCCAAGACGGGCCCUUGCGACCUGCUGUUCGCCGCGCAGCUGCCCUACGAAGAAGUUCUUGCUAUGAUCGUGAACUAUUUGUCCCAUCAGCGCUGCGCGCUGGAGGCGUGCGCGAUCUGGCUUCUCUUCGAGAUCAACGGCCGCCCUGGAGAAAUCCACGGUCUGCGACUACAAGACAUCGUGCCACCGACUCCCUCGGCGUCAGGGGCCCACCGCUUCCUCUCCGUGACGCUGCGGGCGCAGGAGGUCGGAGAGGUCUCGAAGACGGGGGAGUUCGACGCGCCCGUGAGGCUCGCCCUCGAGAGGCAGGCAGGGCUCGGCCAGGGCCUCUUGGCGAUGGCGGCGGCUCGCGGCAGCGGAGGAGCCCCGCCUUGGUCGCCCCUCUUUGCGGUAUCGCAGCCGCAGGUCGCCAACGCCUGGAGGAAGGCCGCUCGCGCGCCGGGCUUGGCGAAGCUGGGGGCUUGCCACGCGUGCCAGCUCCGCCACUCGGGGCCCGGCCACGACUACGCCGCUGGGCUGCGCGACCUCGAGCAGAUCCGCCGCCGGGGCCGCUGGAAGUCGUGGAGCUCCGUGCGCAGGCGCGACGCAA